AGAGUCGGCUCUUUAAACCUACUCGUUCUUGACCAACACAUCACUAGUUGUCAAUAGAAACGUGUCAGAGCUCUAAACUCACCAACGGCUGCUGAAAACAAGAGAAGACAAGUUCUGGGUUUGUCUUUGUCUCUGCGAUAAAAGGAGGAUGCUGGGGUAUAUCUGGCAGUAUGUCUACACGUCCUUCCUGAGAUACUGGCUGAAGUGGUUCCUCAGACAGGUAACAGGGACAUGUGAGCUGCAGAGAAUAUGCUCUGGAUACAAGCCAGGGGCUACAAGGACGAUAAAAGCAGAAUAUUCUCUCGGGUCAUCAAAGAACAAGGUUUUAAGAGGAGCUUUGGAAACCAGCAAGGAUAAUUUGGAGCAAUGUGUGGAUCAAAUUAUGAAAGCGAAGAAUGUCAAACCCCAGAAAGAUCCACUGUUCAAGGAAAGCCUACACAUCUGUCUGUUACAGAUAACAGGAAACAGCAGCCUGUAUAAAUCUGUGGAAGACUUGAGAAAAGAAGUCUUCAACUCGGAUGACCAAGAACACGAGGCCAUGCUGUUGAAGCUGUGGGACCUGUUGAUGCCAGCAGUCAAACUGGAGUCGAGGAUCACCAAACAGUGGGGAGACAUUGGAUUCCAAGGAGACGACCCCAAGACCGACUUCAGAGGAAUGGGCAUGCUGGGCCUAAUCAACCUUGUGUUUUUCAGUGAAAACUACACAGAGGAGGCUCGUCAGGUGUUGUCUCAUGCAAACCAUCCUAAACUAGGGUAUUCAUAUGCCAUCGUUGGGAUCAACUUGACAGAGAUGGCCUACAGCCUCCUGAAGAGUGGUGCUUUGAAACCCCAUUUCUACAAUACAGUACUGGGCACACCUGAGCUCCGGUACUUUCAUCAGCUAUACUGUUAUCUGGCGUAUGAAUUUGAUAAAUUCUGGGUGGCAGAAGAACCAGAAAGCAUCAUGCAUUUCAAUCAGUACAGAGAAAAAUUCCAUGACAUAGUCAAGGCACAUCUACAGGACCCCGAUGUGACCCUCACACUGACUGUCCGCUCUAACAACUAACAUUAUACAGAAAUAUUCCCUCACCUCUCCACGGCCCCUGACGCUGCUUGAUCAGGUAGAGGAAGGCAAGAAGCAUUAAGUGAUGCUGAACAUUAACAAACAACAAAAAGCUGGUUGGUCAAACAAAUGAAUCCUCUUAUAUUUGGCUCUGUGGUCCAUUAGUCACGCUCUGUUCAUCUUGUUCCAGUGAGAGUUAAGAGUUUUAAAAUAGAGCACAAAUCUAACACCCAAUACCUCAAAAAUGACCAUUCCAGUGUUUAAUUAACCUUCGUAAAGGGGAAAUGAGAGCUGCUGCUGCUGCAGAGGACUGUAGAGAUAACGGGUCCGUCUGUUGUGAGGAUUUAAGCACUUUCAGUGAGCAAGCAGCCAAAUUGUUGCAGUUAAAAAACAGUUAUUGAAAAAUGGUAAUUAACUACCAUAUUUGUAGCUGUCUUGUUUGUGUUUAUGUAAACAAGCCCCGAGCCACACUGGACGCUUGAGCAGCACGUGGCGGCUACCUCUCUGAACUUGCUGUGUAUCUCACGCGUGUGGCGUCCUCGACGGCAGCGUUUCUACUACUGCGCUGCUACUGCCAGCCCUUUCUUUCCACAUAGUUUGCCUUUCAUAAUUUCAAUUUAAUUAUAAAUGUCAUUUAUAUUUAUUUUAGACAGAAAAAUGAAAAAUGUUUUAGUGUGCUCAUUUGUAAAUAAUAAUAAUAAUAAUCC
Molecule: messenger RNA, 1749 nt
Organism: Sebastes umbrosus (honeycomb rockfish)
Lineage: Eukaryota; Metazoa; Chordata; Actinopteri; Perciformes; Sebastidae
Gene: elmod2
Product: ELMO/CED-12 domain containing 2
Exons: 9
Coding region: 149-1045 (298 amino acids)
Cellular component (GO): membrane
Molecular function (GO): GTPase activator activity
Source: RefSeq, a predicted model, not a curated record